Molecule: messenger RNA, 2177 nt
Organism: Anopheles cruzii
Lineage: Eukaryota; Metazoa; Arthropoda; Insecta; Diptera; Culicidae
Product: phenoloxidase 8-like
Exons: 6
Coding region: 45-2102 (685 amino acids)
Molecular function (GO): oxidoreductase activity
Source: RefSeq, a predicted model, not a curated record
UAGCAGCCGAGUGUUGUGCAGUGAUUUGAGACACGCAGGUCGAGAUGGCUUUGGACAACAACACCAUUUUCCGCGGAUUGCUCCAGAAACCGUACGAGCCAAUGUUUGUCCCAAAAUCGGAUGGAAAGAUUUACUACGAUCUACCGGACACUUAUCUAACCGACGAAUAUCGUCCUUUCGGACCAGCGAUACAGAACCGCUUCAACGGGGAUGCGGAAAUACGUGUUCCAUUUCCCAGCAUUACGCCACCGAAUCUGUCGUUUGCUGACGUCGUGAAACGUCGAGAUGCGUUUUCAGUGUUCAAUCCCGCACACCGCCGAGCGUCGAGUCAGCUGAUUCAGCUGUUUCUCGAUCAACCGGAUCCCGCUCGCCUCAGUGCCGUCGCAGCGUACGUCCGCGAUCGGAUAAACGCUCCUCUCUUCCAGUACGCACUCUCCAUUGCACUGAUCCAUCGCGAAGACACGCGCGACGUGCAGAUUCCGAGUUUUCUGGAACUGUUUCCGGAUCGAUACGUGGACCCGGCCGUGUUUCCUCAGCUGCGCGAGAAGGGCAAUCUGUUGGAAAGCGGCAACAGGGUUGCCAUUGACAUUCCGCCAAACUACACCGCGUCGGAACGCAUCGAGGAUCAGCGCGUGGCGUACUGGAGAGAAGAUGUUGGCCUCAGUUUGCAUCAUUGGCACUGGCAUUUGGUGUAUCCGGCGACCGGGCCCGAUCGAGUCGUGAGGAAAGAUCGUCGCGGCGAACUGUUUUAUCACAUGCAUCAGCAAACGAUUGCCCGGUACAACAUCGAGCGAUACGCCAAUGGGUUGGCGAAAAUCCGAUCGUACAGUCAGCUGCGCGAAACUAUUCCGGAAGCGUACUUUCCCAAAAUCGUAAGAAGUUCCGACGGCCGCGCGUACUCGCCCCGCUAUCCUGACCAAGUGUUGAAGGACGUAAAUCGCACGGCAGAUGAGUCCAAUGUAAGAAUUUCGGAAAUGGAGGUGUGGAUCAAACGGAUACUGGAUGCCAUCGAUAGCGGGGUUGCAGUGAAGACCAAUGGAGACAGGGUGCCACUCGAUAACAAGGAUGGGAUAGAUAUCCUCGCCGAUAUGGUGGAAGCCAGCACAAUUUCCAUAAACUUCAACUUUUAUGGCGACUAUCACCAAAACGGACACGUUAUGCUAGGCUACAUACACGAUCCGGAUAAUUCUUAUCUGGAGGGUGUUGGCGUAAUGGGCGAUCUUACUACGACUAUGCGCGAUCCUAUAUUCUAUCGCUGGCAUCAGCACAUCGAUGAAAUCUUCGUACGGCACAAGCAACGCCUUCCGGCCUACACACAUUCGGAGCUGGAUUUUAGCAAUAUAUCGAUCGACUCGUUCGAAGUACAGCUUAACAGACAGAACGCUCCGAAAAAUGUGCUUCUGACGUUUUGGCAACGGACCCAAUUCGAUCUCGGCACGGGGCUAGAUUUCGUUCCAAAAGGAAACCUUUUCGUGACCUUCACACAUAUCCAACAUGCUCCGUUCACGUAUCGCAUUCAAGCCACCAACCGUGCCAAUACAUCAAAGAAAGGAACCGUUCGACUGUUUUUAGGUCCAACUGUGGAUCAUCGCCGACAGGUUAUGCCUUUCAGUGCCCAACGUAGGCAUAUGGUGGAGCUGGACAAGUUUACUGUGAAUUUACGUCCUGGAAGCAACUCGAUCGUCCGACGGUCGGAUCAAUCCAAUUUAACCAUCCCGUACGAACAAACGUUCCGCAACAUCGCAAAGUCCAGCCAACCAGGCGCUGACGUUUUCCAGUUCUGCAACUGUGGUUGGCCGUCACACUUGCUGCUGCCGAAAGGUUCGGCGGACGGCCUGGGGUAUGACUUUUUUGCGAUGAUUUCCGAUUACAGCCAAGAUCGUGUGGAGGACAUCAACGAGAACGAGGUUUGCAGUGACGCACAUAUGUUUUGCGGGCUCCGCGAUCGUCGUUACCCAGAUGCACGCAGCAUGGGAUAUCCGUUUGAUCGGUUCACCUCGGAGUCCGUACGAAGUCUGCAGGAUUUCACUUCGCCGUAUAAGAACAUGGCAACAACGCCGGUAACUAUUCGUUUCACGAAUACUGUGAUUGCUCGGACGUGAAUACAUAACUGCUAACAACUGCUAUCUUUUUCAAUAAAAUAAACAUGAUCUUAUUUGGCCGUUUCAAUUCGAAAA